Zea mays is the source of this 1387-nucleotide messenger RNA. RefSeq lists its product as uncharacterized. The transcript is spliced from 5 exons. The record is from RefSeq and is a predicted model, not a curated record. The coding region runs from base 87 to 875 and encodes 262 amino acids. NCBI's taxonomy places the organism in Eukaryota, Viridiplantae, Streptophyta, Magnoliopsida, Poales, Poaceae. Gene Ontology annotation, biological process: mitochondrial DNA replication; positive regulation of helicase activity. Gene Ontology annotation, molecular function: single-stranded DNA binding. Gene Ontology annotation, cellular component: mitochondrial nucleoid.
GACCGGCUGACAGCCACAACAGCAGCUCGUGACCCAUUAGUAGGGGAGCUGCUGGAGCACACGCACGGCCACGCCCCGAUAUCGCCAUGGCUAUCCUCGCCGUUGCCUCUCCACUCAAAACCCUAAACCCUAGCCCCGGGGACCACAGCCGCUGCCGCCUCUCCUCUUCCCUCCUCCACCUUCCGCUACCAGUGCCACGAUGGCGCCGCCUCCGGUGCUCCGCUCAGUACAGUGAGGCGGCGGCGCAGCCCACGUCGACAACGACGGCGCGUCCAGCGGACAUACCCUGGAGCAAGGAGCUCUGCAACUCGGUGCGGCUCAUUGGGACUGUAGGCACCGACGUAGAGCUGCGGCAGCUGCCCAGCGGCUCCGCCGUUGCGAGGGGUCGCCUCGCCGUAUGGAAGUCAGCCACCGAGACUACAUGGGUAACUCUACAAUUCUGGGACGAUCUUGCUAUUGUGGCCUCUGAGCAUGUUAAGAAGGGUGACCGGAUAUUUGUUUCUGGACGGCUUGUGUCAGAUACUGUUGAUGAGGGGCCUGAGAAGCGGCAUGUUUACUACAAGCUUGCAGUUCAACAGUUGAAUUUCAUCGAGUCCCAGCCAGUUCGAUUAUAUGAACCAGAGGCAAGCCAGGAUGCCCUAGGUGGAAGGCGUGCUGAUUAUUUUAACUCUAUCUCUAAUUCAACUGAGGAUAAGAAUAGGGAUAAUAUGAGCUCAUCUCGAUCAACCGAAGAGCUGUGGCAAGUGUUCUUUGCCAAUCCUCUUGACUGGUGGGAUAACAGGACAAAUAAGAGGUCUGCUGAACGUUUGCUUGGCUUGUGUCCUCAAAUCGUACCAUCAACAGAAGAACCCAAGGUAUCCAGACUUCAAGCAUAAGCAGACUGGCGAAGCACUAUGGGUUGACGGGAGGAACAACCCCAACUGGGUUAUAUCUCAGCUGGCGGUUUUGGACUCGAGAAUGAGUUCGCUGCAAGACAAUGAGAGGAAACCAGUCUCCUAUAUGUAUGCUGACGAGUUCAUGACAUUGGACGGCAACCGAUAGUCGUUAUGGAGGAGGGAAGCUUCGCUCGUGCCGAUUGGCUGGCUGUUAUGGCGAGCGAGAUCAUGCUGUCGACCUGUCUUAGUAGCUAGCUCAUGCUUGCUGUCUCAGUUUUGUUGAGCGGCUCUGGAGGGUUGCGUGUUAUGAGCGUCGUCCGUAGUAUGGUUUGUGACAUAAGGUAGCUAUGAUGAGCCUAGAACAAACAUAAACAAAGUGCGGGGGAAACCCUUGCUUUUAGUGACUCCAUUAGUAGUGCUAUGUGGUUUGUGACAUGGUUUUUAACUAUGAUGUUACGCCGAAUGGUAAUAUAUUGAAGAACGUGCCGUGGCCCUACACAACUUAGUUAUUA